GACGACCGUCACAAAGCCCUGCAUGAGGUUUUGCGUACAUAGACAUAUUUUUUUAUGUUUUCAAAUGUUACGAUACUAUGUGACGUCACAGCGGAAAUUUGCAUCAAUCAAAACAAUCUAACAAUUCAUUUGCGGUCAUCGAUAUUGUAAACAAUUAAUGUGUAUACAAACCGAUAUAUUGGUAUCAGCAUUUCAAGAGUGGUCGAGAACUUAAUUAGAGCGUAAAGCUUGAAGCCAGGGACCAAGAAAUUUGACCAAUCCCUUACUAGUUGGCUGUUGAUAAUUCAGACUACAUGCUGAUCGAAAACAAGACAAAGAGAAAAUACAAUUGUUGGAUGGGUAAUUUCAUUACACGACAACGCAACCAGAAGACGAAAAACCUGAUAGAAAAAUUUAAAACGUUGGGAAAAAACAAUGUUCUGAACGAGAAAACACGCAAAGCAUUCAAAGAACUUCUUCAGAAGGUGACUUUCUUAUCCGAACUUGAAUCAAAGAGAACUUAAAAGGAAGAGGAAAAUAAUCAAAUCAACAGACUCGACCGAGCAAGACAAAACAAGAAAUAGGUGGUUGAUAUCUAGAAGAGACUGUUAAUUCAAGAAGUCUGUUUAAAUUCAAAUUGGAGUUCUAAGCGAUGGCACAUCCAGCAAGGUGGUCCAUUUGAAGAUCUGUUGGACAGACUUCAGAAAUUGUCUAUCAUGACAAGUCGUGUUUACAGAUGCCAAACUGCAUUCUACUUGUAAUUAAACAUCUUCAUGGACGUUGUAUAAUUCGUCAUUAGUGACUAAGAUUCUAUAAAAAUUUAGACGCAAUUUUAUUUCGUGGGAGUUAGGGACUUGUAUCAAGAUGAGCGAGUUGGACGGAAGAGCAAUCUAGAAUCCAAACCGGAACUCUACAUCGCCAAACAAGAACUCACAAGUAAUAUAACCAAAUAUUUGAAAAGGCGGAUAGCAAAUAAUGACAAGCAAAUAUACAAUAGAAAAGGGAAGUGCAACGAGCGAUCAGGAAUCGUAUUAUUCAAGUGAAGAAGCUUGACUUCCUGGUAAGCACGUGUUAUCUCUCCAACGCAAACCAAAAAAGACGGGUGCAUCAAGCCAGGAAUCUCUGUACGUAUUGAACGGAAGUAGAACGUAAAAUUUCAGGAGACAAAAACAGAGCUCGCUACGCUGACCAAGCCUUCGUAUCAUCGAAGUGAAGUGGGAUUUUGCAAACGUGGAAUCGAGAUCUCCAGCAAUGAUGAAUGCAACAUCUUGCGCGGUAGGGAGCAACCUGCAAUACCUCGAGUUCCUAAGACCCGCUUACAUCGCGAACUGCGUGCUAAACUCAAUCUUCGCAAUGGUAGCAAUUAUAGGGAACUCCCUGGUUGUACUCGCGCUCAAGAGGAACCCGGGGCUGCAAGACCCGUGUUACUUAUUACUCGGUAUCCUAGCGAUGACGGAUCUGGCGGUAGGCGUACUUGUACAACCGAUGUAUGUGAUUUACAAAGUGGCGGAGCUUUACGAGAUGGCAGAGAUGUCUUGUAUAACAGGCGUGAUCACUAACAUACUCGCGAAUAUCGCGUCGGGUAUGUCAUUCCUCACCAUGAAUCUCAUCACCGUGGACCGUUUUUUUGCGUUACAUUUACACUUGCGUUACAAAGGGAUUGUCACGCGAGGUCUCUAUGUUAAGGUCACGCUAGGGACGUUGGCAAUCGUUUUCUUGUUUGCGUCCUUUUAUCCGUGGAAGGUGAAUGUCUCGGUCGUCUUCAAUGCAUUUGUCGUGGCGAUAUGUCUGAUUAUUUCUACCGUGGCGUACAUCAAAAUCAUACAUGUUCUAAAGCAUCACCAAGCCGCUAUCCAGUCUGAAUCCGAGUUAAACAGACAUAAGAUCUCCGAUUUAGAAAAGUACCAGUGCGAUAUCCAAUCAAAGACCGAACUUAGCAAUCAUGUCACAGAGGAAGGACCAAAACACCUCCACAACAAUAUUCACCAACACCGCCAUAACAAUAUUCACCCACAAAAGGAUCUUACCAAUCUAAGUGUCCCAGAUAAAAGACUCGAUAAGUGCCAUAAUGAAGUCACUUCUCAAAGCGAUCCUAACAAAGUCUCAGUGUUUGGGAUCAAGAAGUACCGCAAGUCUCUAGUGAGCAUGGUGUACGUGCAGGCAGUGUUUCUGUUGUGUUACACGCCGCUCUUGUUGACUCUUAUAGCAAGAUUUUUUGUCGGGGUGUCCAAGGAGUGGAAGUUAGGCUGGAACAUAACAACCACUGUGGUCUAUAUCAACUCAUCGCUGAAUCCUUUGCUUUACUGUUGGAAACUAAAGCGCGUGAGAGUAGCGGUGAUUAGAACUACGACUAUGUUAUGGCAUGGAGAGGAGAACACGCAUUCUAGAGUGCCCGGAGCGAGUGUGGGCUUAGAGGUUUAGGGGAAAAUACCAAGUACCAAGUACCCUGUACCAAGUAACAAGUACCCUGGUUUCAAAACCUGAGGGUAGCCAGCUAACCUACGUUUACGGCGCAACACUUGAGCGCAAAAUGCUAGUUACCCAGACGCCUAAGCGCGAUGGUCAAAAUGUAUCAAUUGUAAGACUGUAAUAUUAACGAUCUCCAGCAUCACAAUCUUGUUUUUUAGUAAAUAAAUAUGUCGUCAUGAAAGCGUUCCAUUCUA
Molecule: messenger RNA, 2642 nt
Organism: Nematostella vectensis (starlet sea anemone)
Lineage: Eukaryota; Metazoa; Cnidaria; Anthozoa; Actiniaria; Edwardsiidae
Product: 5-hydroxytryptamine receptor 1E
Exons: 1
Coding region: 1231-2400 (389 amino acids)
Biological process (GO): G protein-coupled receptor signaling pathway
Cellular component (GO): membrane
Molecular function (GO): G protein-coupled receptor activity
Source: RefSeq, a predicted model, not a curated record